AGCGCAUAGUCUACAAACUGCGACCUGAGACGAGCGAGAAUCAUCUGCUCCAGGCGACAGUGGAAUCGAUAAUAACAUUUUGGGCGGCAUAGUAACAAGUUAUUACAAACCAGAUAUUGUUUUAAGUACCUUGUGAUGUGUUGACGACUGACGAGUUAAUGUGAAAGUAAUAAUAUUUAUUCUGGAUUCUGGAACAAACAUGGCACGACCGAAAGUAAAAUUAAAUGAGGAUCCAUACUAUGGGCCGCUAAUCAACGACUAUAUCAGCAAAAUUAUUAAAUCCGGAUUUUUGUUGGAUGAAGAUAUGGAAUGCAUUCUCGACGAAUUUACAUCUAUCGAUCCACCUCCAUCGCAGAGACACGAAAUUCCUAAAAAACUGCUGCUCAGCUUUUCGUCACUGUUACUGUCAGGUCUUUUAGCUAAACACUAUUCACCAUGGAUUCUUGUACCGUCUUUAGUUGCCACUACAGUAGCGACCGGAUAUGAAGUUUCACGGUAUAUUACUAAAACUAAGCAACCGCAGCUCAUAGACAAACUAAUAGAAGCGAUUCAGAAAAAACUCGAACUGCACAGUCACAUACUAAAGUUCAUGAAACUAAGAAAUCAAAUGAUGAAGAAUCAAACGUUUACAGAUAUGUUGCCUGGCCGCAAGCUGAGAGACUUCGUAGAUACAUUUCAUGAAAACCAAGGCACCUAUAUCAAGGCCCUUUUGAAGCAUAUACAAACCAUAUCAUUUUUCUGUGACGAAAUAUCUGAGGAUUACGCACAAAUUGAAGAUUUAGAUCUGUCCAAACAAACUGCAGACAACGAUCUUCAGUAUUAUCUUUACGUGAACAAUCUACAGAUAUUACUUCAUUCAAAAGUAUUGAGCUACGUAGGUGUAACUCUUGGCUCAAAGUAUACAAGGCUUUCCAAAGACACGGUUGAAGUUUUUUUAAACAAGAGAAUUCCACGAAUCAUCGAACUCAUCUUACGGAACUACAAUGAGACCAAAAAAGGGUUUGAUCGUCUAAAAAGGUCUGCUAUUUUUUAUGCUGAGUAUAAAGAAAGGCCCAGGAGUGAAAAUAAGUACCUUCAUUCCAAGUUGAAGAGUGCUCUCACAGAUGCUGUCAACAACAUCUCGAUCUUGCUUGAUAAAUCGCAAAUCAUCUUAGACAGGUUAGGUGAUGGAGCGAUAAAUGCAUUAGAGGAUUCUAUGAAAGACCUCAGAGCUCAUUCUUUGGCUACCCACGAGUCUAUUGAUCUUUUAUGUAGACUACAUGGUAUUGUUGCUAAUGCUCAACCUGCGUCAGAUGCCGAACCACCUAAACAUCUUACUGUCAACAAGACAUACGAAGAAAGAGUUUGUGGUAACAUACGCUAUGACGAUAUAGUCCCACCUGAAGAAGGGAGAUAUAUGAUUUAUGUAGGCAAAGAUCCUGAAGAAGAAAUAUCCAGAACUGCAAGAAACGAUGUGGAUGAGACGGUAGGGCCAUUUUGCAGAUUAACGCUGGAGGAGCUCCGAAGAUCGUUAAUGCAAAACGGAACGUUUAUGGAAGCAAGAAAACGACGAUUCAGUAAUGAAAGUAGUGAAGAAUUCAAUGCGGAUUCACCGCCAAAACCAGAAUUAUCACCAAGAUUCGAUUCGGAAACUGCAGAUGUUCACGAAGAGCCCAAAGCCAAAUCAAGCUCAGUUAACAGUGAAGACGUUUAUAGUGGUAAACCUCCUGUACCUUUACCAAGGUCUGCGAUGAAGACGACAAGAUAUUUAGAUCAAUUUUUUAUGAAGGAUAUGCCUCCACCUCCUCCUAUGCCUACGUUUAACCUGGGUAGGGGAUAUGAAGAACAUGGAGGCUAUGGAAACAAAUCCAUGCUGGAGGAGAUAAUGACGUUAUCGAAACAAAGAGAUGUCAAAGAAGAUGUGUUUGUAGUUUCGGAUAUAGAUUCUGACUAAAAUCUAGUCAUAGAAAUUUUUUAUGCAAUUUUAAAUACAAUUUUAAAAUAAACGAUACUAUAUUUUUAGA
Messenger RNA from Acanthoscelides obtectus, 2003 nucleotides. The record is from the annotation of a GenBank genome assembly. NCBI's taxonomy places the organism in Eukaryota, Metazoa, Arthropoda, Insecta, Coleoptera, Chrysomelidae.